Messenger RNA from Penicillium bovifimosum, 615 nucleotides. Its product is annotated as ferredoxin family 2Fe-2S iron-sulfur cluster binding protein. Gene Ontology annotation, molecular function: 2 iron, 2 sulfur cluster binding. Lineage: Eukaryota; Fungi; Ascomycota; Eurotiomycetes; Eurotiales; Aspergillaceae. Gene Ontology annotation, cellular component: mitochondrion. The transcript has 3 exons. The coding region runs from base 1 to 615 and encodes 204 amino acids. The record is from RefSeq and is a predicted model, not a curated record. Gene Ontology annotation, biological process: P450-containing electron transport chain; positive regulation of oxidoreductase activity.
AUGGCUUUCUGGAGAGAAGUUGGCCAGCAAUUGCGCCGCCUACCUAAGACCGCCGCCGGGGAUAUUGGUUUGACUCAAUCGCGGAGAUGCCUGAGCUAUUCAAGGACAUGGAAGAACACUGGAAUCACAACACACCCUCGGGCCGAUACAAACACCCGGAAACCCAUUCAGUCAACAUGGCAAAGAUAUAACUCUGCCAGGCGCGCUUUCUCGGUGACUGCGCAAGCGGCACACGGACACAUCACGCCGCCAAAGGCCGGUGAAGAGAUCAACAUCACUUUCAUCGACAAGGACGGCACCAAGAUUGAUUUCCAGGUUGCCGAGGGCGACAACCUGCUUGACAUCGCUCAGGCAAAUGAUCUUGAGAUGGAAGGCGCCUGCGGAGGAUCAUGCGCUUGCUCAACUUGCCACGUGAUUGUGGAAGACCCGGACAUGUUUGAUAAAAUGGAAGAGCCAUCGGACGACGAGAACGAUAUGUUAGACCUUGCCUUCGGACUUACAGAGACCUCCCGCUUGGGCUGCCAGGUGAUCAUGACCAAGGACCUUGACGGACUGGUUGUGCGGUUGCCCUCCAUGACACGGAAUCUUCAAGCAAGCGACUUCGGCUCGAAAUAA